UUUGUUCAGAUAUCCACAUAUUUGUCUUCUUAUAUCAAAGUCUUCAAACUGAUGCCCCCGGACAAGUUUGCCGGCGACCAAUCCAUAUCAAUACCUAUGGAGAAUCCUGAUUCCUAUUUAAAUAUAUUCGUACAAGACGAUAGGAUUUCAAUGGAGAUCCCAACCCUGUAACCCAUUAUCCAUUCUGAAAGUUUUUCCUCCCUCCUGUCUUGUGCAAUCUGAUAAUAUAAAGAAGUGUGAAGAUGGGUGUAGCAGAAAAGACUAGGAGGAGGAGGGGAUGUUUGGAGUGCAGCAAAGAGGAUUUUGUGACGGGAGAGUCAUUUGAGAGCUGGGGCAAUUACAAGAGGGCCCUUACACAGACAGGGCCCCGAUUUAAGGACCGACUGCUUGCGAGGUCUGAUGAAGUUGCAGAGGUGCAAGAUCUGAGACUGAGGAGUGAAAAUGAUAUGAAAAGGACUCUCACAUGGUGGGAUCUCACCUGGUUUGGCUUUGGAGCGGUUAUUGGAGCAGGCAUCUUUGUUCUCACUGGACAGGAGGCCAGAGAGAAUGCCGGCCCUGCCAUUGUUCUCUCCUAUGUCGUUUCGGGCCUUUCUGCCAUGCUCUCUGUUUUUUGUUAUACUGAAUUUGCUGUGGAGAUACCUGUUGCAGGUGGAUCAUUUGCAUAUCUGAGAGUAGAAUUGGGAGAUUUCGCAGCAUUUAUCGCAGCGGCGAAUAUUGUGCUGGAGGGGCUCAUUGGGGCGGCGGCGGUGGCCAGGACAUGGACCUCCUACUUCGCCACGCUUCUCAACCAACAGCCAAACGAAUUCCGCAUCCACGUCAGCAGCCUGGCGAACAACUACAACAUGCUGGACCCAAUUGCAGUGGUCGUGCUGGCAUUGACAGCCAUGUUGGCAAUGCGCAGCACCCGUGCCACGUCAUACCUGAACUGGAUCGCCACGGCCAUCAACAUGGGCGUGAUCCUGUUCGUGAUCGUGGCCGCCUUUGCCCACGCCAAUACAGAAAACCUGAAGCCAUUUCUGCCAUACGGGCCCAAAGGAGUUUUCCGGGCUGCCGCCGUCAUUUACUUCGCCUAUGGCGGCUACGACGCCAUUGCCACCAUGGCAGAGGAGACGAAGAACCCAUCGAGAGACAUCCCUCUGGGUCUCCUCGUUUCCAUGUCAGCCAUUACAGUGAUCUACUGCCUCAUGGCUCUGGCUCUCUGUAUGAUGCAAAGUUAUAAGGUUCUCAAUGAGGACGCCGCCUUUUCUAUUGCCUUUGGUGCCGCAGGAAUGCACUGGGCCAAGUACUUGGUGGCGCUUGGGGCUCUCAAGGGCAUGACGACUGUGCUAAUGGUGGGAACCGUGUCCCAGGCCAGAUACAUCACCCACAUUGCAAGGACACACAUGAUUCCUUCCUGGUUUGCAUUGGUGAAUGAGUACACAGGUACACCCAUUAAUGCUACCUUGGUGAUGACGGCUGCCACUGCUUGUGUGGCAUUCUUCUCCAGCCUGGGCGUGCUUUCCAGCCUCCUCUCUGUGAGCACACUCUUCAUCUUCAUGAUGAUGGCGGUUGCUCUGCUCGUGAGGAGACACUACGUGAAGGGACAAACAUCACAAACUCAGCUUCAGCUCCUCAUAUUCCUCCUCAUUGUUAUAGUGUGCUCGUCUGUGGCAACCUCUGUUUACUGGGCAGUAAGCGAUGGUUGGGUGGGUUAUGUUGUGAGCAUUGCUGUGUGGUUGAUGGCCACAGGUGGAAUGGCAGGCUUUGUGCCACAACAGAGGACUCCCAAAGUGUGGGGAGUGCCCUUGGUGCCAUGGCUGCCCUCACUGUCAAUUGCAAUCAAUGUGUUCCUCAUGGGCUCUCUGGACAGCCACACUUUUGCCAGGUUUGGGAUUUGUACAGCAGUCAUGCUUAUUUAUUAUGUCUUGUUCGGCCUCCAUGCUACCUAUGAUGUUGCCCAUUUACCUUCUGGAAAAGAUAAUGAGCUUGUUAAACCGCUUCCCUCCUCUACUUCAGAUGUUGAAAAUGGAGGAGAAUCUCGGAGCACCAUUUCUAGUCAUGUAGAUCAGUCAGAGAGUCAGAGAAACAUUAGUUUGCCUCUGCCUGGACAGCAAUAGUGAUCCUGUAAAGUAAUCACAUAAAAACUCUUUAGGUUAUAUUUGGUCUCCUGUAUGUUAAAUUUUUCUAUUUAAUUCUAUAUAAACAUUAAAAUUUCGAUUCAAUUAUCUAUGUAUCUUCUGGAAAAGAUAACAAGCCUAUUAAACCUCUCCUGCCAACUAUUACAGAUGUUGAAAAUGGGGGAAUCUGGAGGCACAAUUUCUAGUCAUGUAAAUCAGCCGCAGAAACAUUAGUUUGUCAGUCUGAAAGUAAUCAUAUAAAAAUUUGGAAAGCUAUUUUUGGCCUAA
Molecule: messenger RNA, 2384 nt
Organism: Cryptomeria japonica (Japanese cedar)
Lineage: Eukaryota; Viridiplantae; Streptophyta; Pinopsida; Cupressales; Cupressaceae
Product: cationic amino acid transporter 5
Exons: 3
Coding region: 243-2096 (617 amino acids)
Biological process (GO): amino acid transport; transmembrane transport
Cellular component (GO): plasma membrane
Molecular function (GO): L-glutamate transmembrane transporter activity; L-lysine transmembrane transporter activity
Source: RefSeq, a predicted model, not a curated record